GGAGCAAGGAGAGGAGGAGAAAGAGGAGGAGGAGGAGAAAGGCGAAGAAAAACAGACGGAGCCGGGGAGACGAGAAAGCAAGGGAGGAAGAAAGAGGCAGAAAGGGCGUGUUUAGGCGCUACGUCUCCCCUCCCCUUUCUCAGGUCCCAGCUCGGGCUCUGCGCGCUCGCUCUCGGGCUACAGCUCCCCGCGGGCGAAGCUGGGCGUCGGGUGCGAUAGCCCGGGCCGCCCCUCGGGCCGCCGCCCCGCGCCAGCCCGCGCUCCCCACCGCGCGCUCCCCACGCCCAGCCCGGAGCCUCCGCGGGGCGCCCUCCAGUCCCCUCCCCCUCCGCCUCGCGCCCUCCCCGGGGCUGCGACACCCCCGGCGGCCCCGCCGCGCGGAGCUCCAGGCCAUGGGCUCGGGGCGCGUCCCCGGGCUCUGCCUGCUCGUCCUGCUGGUCCACGCUCGCGCCGCCCAGCAUGGCAAAGCUGCGCAAGAUGUAGAUGAGUGUGUGGAGGGCACGGAUCACUGUCACAUUGAUGCCAUCUGCCAGAACACCCCACGGUCAUACAAGUGCAUCUGCAAGUCCGGCUACACGGGGGAUGGCAAGCAUUGCAAAGACGUGGAUGAGUGUGAACGGGAGGACAACGCUGGCUGUGUGCACGACUGUGUCAACAUCCCUGGUAAUUACCGGUGUACCUGCUACGACGGGUUCCACCUGGCACACGACGGACACAACUGUCUGGACGUGGAUGAGUGUGCAGAGGGCAAUGGGGGCUGCCAGCAGAGCUGUGUCAACAUGAUGGGCAGCUAUGAAUGCCACUGCCGAGAUGGCUUCUUCCUCAGUGACAACCAGCACACCUGUAUCCAGCGGCCAGAAGAAGGAAUGAACUGCAUGAACAAGAACCACGGCUGUGCCCACAUUUGCCGGGAGACUCCGAAGGGGGGCAUUGCCUGUGAAUGCCGCCCUGGCUUCGAGCUCACCAAGAACCAACGGGACUGUAAAUUGACCUGCAACUACGGUAACGGUGGCUGCCAGCACACAUGCGAUGACACAGAGCAGGGUCCUCGGUGCGGCUGCCACGUCAAGUUUGUGCUCCAUACGGACGGAAAGACAUGCAUUGGGGAAAGGCGCCUAGAGCAGCACGGGCCCACUCAGGCCGUUUCUAAUGAGACCUGUGCCGUCAACAACGGAGGCUGUGACAGUAAGUGUCACGAUGCAGCGACCGGCGUCCACUGCAGCUGCCCUGUGGGUUUCAUGCUGCAGCCAGACAGAAAGACCUGCAAAGACAUAGACGAGUGCCGCUUACACAACGGGGGCUGUGACCACAUCUGCCGCAACACAGUGGGCAGCUUUGAAUGCAGCUGUAAGAAGGGCUACAAGCUUCUCAUCAACGAGAGGAGCUGCCAGGAUAUAGAUGAGUGUUCCUUUGAUCGAACCUGUGACCACAUGUGUGUCAACACUCCGGGAAGCUUCCAGUGUCUCUGUCAUCGAGGCUACCUUCUGUAUGGCAUCUCUCAUUGUGGGGAUGUGGAUGAAUGCAGCAUCAAUAAGGGGGGCUGCCGCUUUGGCUGCAUCAACACCCCAGGCAGCUAUCAGUGUACCUGCCCGGCAGGCCAGGGCCGCCUCCACUGGAACGGAAAGGAUUGCACAGAGCCAGUGAAGUGCCAGAGCAGUUCUGGAGCCUCAAAAGCCAUGCUCAGCUGCAGUCGCUCGGGCAAGAAGGAUACCUGUGCCCUGACCUGCCCCUCCCGCGCCCGGUUCUUACCAGAGUCAGAGAACGGAUUCACAGUGAGCUGCGGUACCCCGAGCCCUAAAGCUGCUGCAGGUCGAGCCAUUCACCCGGGCAACAGCACCAUCUCCAACUCCUGCCAUGAGGCUGCAGUGCUGCCAGUCAAGCAGAGGGCCUCCUUCAAGAUCAAGGACGCCAAAUGUCGUCUGCAUCUGCGAAACAAAGGCAAAGCGGAGGAGGCCAGCGGCAGAACCCCGGGGCCAGGUGGUGCCUCCUGCUCUGACUGCCAGGUCACCUUUAUCCAUCUUAAGUGUGACUCUUCUCGGAAGGGCAAGGGCAGACGGGCCCGGACCCCUCCAGGCAAGGAGGUUACCCGACUCACCCUGGAAUUAGAAGCUGAGGUCAGAGCAGAAGAAACGACAGCUGGCUGUGGGCUGACUUGCCUCCGACAGCGGAUGGAACGAAGGCUGAAAGGGUCCCUGAAGAUGCUCAGAAAGUCCAUCAACCAGGACCGGUUCCUGCUGCGUCUGGCCGGCCUUGACUAUGAGCUAGCCCACAAGCCAGGCCUGGCAGCUGGGGACCGAGCAGAGCUAGUGGAGGUCUGCCGACCCGGGCAGCACCGAGCAGGCACCAAGUGUGUCAGCUGCCCGCAGGGAACGUAUUACCACGGCCAGACGGAGCAGUGUGUGCCAUGCCCAGCGGGCACCUUCCAGGAGAGGGAAGGGCAGCUCUCCUGCGACCUUUGCCCUGGGAGUGAUGCCCACGGGCCUCUUGGAGCCACCAACGUCACCACGUGUGCAGGUCAGUGCCCACCUGGUCAACACUCAGGGGAUGGAUUUAAGCCCUGCCAGCCCUGCCCACGUGGCACCUAUCAGCCCGAAGCAGGACGAACCCUGUGCUUCCCCUGUGGCGGAGGCCUCACUACCAAGCACGAGGGGGCAGUCUCCUUCCAGGACUGUGACACCAAAGUCCAGUGCUCCCCGGGCCACUACUACAACACUAGCAUCCAUCGCUGUAUCCGCUGUGCUGUGGGCUCCUACCAGCCAGACUUCCGCCAGAACUUCUGCACCCGCUGCCCAGGAAAUACAAGCACGGACUUCGAUGGCUCUACCAGUGUGGCCCAGUGCAAGAAUAGGCAGUGUGGCGGGGAGCUGGGUGAGUUCACUGGCUACAUCGAGUCUCCCAACUACCCGGGUAACUACCCAGCUGGUGUGGAGUGCAUCUGGAACAUCAACCCCCCACCCAAGCGCAAGAUCCUCAUUGUGGUCCCUGAAAUCUUCCUGCCGUCCGAGGACGAGUGUGGGGACGUCCUGGUCAUGAGAAAGAACUCCUCCCCAUCCUCCAUCACCACGUAUGAGACCUGCCAGACAUACGAGCGGCCCAUCGCCUUCACCGCCCGGUCCAGGAAACUCUGGAUCAACUUCAAGACCAGCGAGGCCAACAGCGCGCGUGGUUUUCAGAUUCCCUAUGUAACCUACGAUGAGGACUAUGAGCAGCUGGUGGAAGAUAUAGUGCGGGAUGGCCGGCUGUACGCCUCUGAGAACCACCAGGAGAUCCUAAAGGAUAAGAAGCUUAUCAAGGCCUUCUUUGAGGUCCUGGCCCACCCCCAAAACUACUUCAAGUACACAGAGAAACACAAGGAGAUGCUGCCAAAGUCCUUCAUCAAGUUACUGCGCUCCAAGGUCUCCAGCUUCCUGAGGCCUUACAAAUAGUGCCUGUGGGCUCCGAGACCCGGGUUUCAGAGCUCCCACCUCCCUGGCCCUCAGAGCUGGCACCCCGACCUCAGACAACAAACUGUCUUCUCCUCUUGGAGGAGCGAUACCACGACACCAGGCACUCUCCCCUUCUGUCUUUCUAGUUACCUUGCCUUCCUUCUGUCUCUCUCCUGGAAAAGUCAUUCAGUGCUGUCUGUUCCCCCCAGGGGUGAAGGAAUAGACACCCUCUACCCCUCUGCCAUUAUACUGCGGUGCCUUGCUAGCCAGGAGCCAAAAGAUUCCUCCCUCAGCAGCCUGUGAUCCCCAGAGUGACUCUUCCCAGCCCAGAGUCCUGCCAAAGAAGCCUUUGACAUGGCAGGUUUAUCCCGACUGGGCUGCUGGGGCACACACUUUGAGCCCUGGGGUGCCCACACAGUUGGUGUCCUCAUCUGUGGAGCUCCUUGCUCUGACUGGGGCUGACUCCGUAGGGUUUACAAGUUUCCAUACUGCUGGGCUGGCAAACCCCUGCCAGGGAAGGGAGAACAGCAGGCAGGGGCCCCAGACAUACAAAGCUCUCAGAUAGCUCUGCAGGACAGAAAGCAGCUUUUCAAAACAUUGCCCAAAACAAAGGAAAGAAAAUGUAUUGCCUAAAGGAGCUCCCUGCAGAACAAGUAGAAGCCAGCCUCAAACACUAACCCUUUCCUUGCCAGCCCUCUGUGCCAGCUGUGCCCUCACCCUACCUAAGGGCUCCCUGGGGAGCCUGUUAAGUGCUGUCCCUAGAGAAACCUGGCUGUUGGCUCUCCGGGUCUGGACCUUGCUCCACGGUUGUUUUUCCCUUGUAGCCCCAGGUGGCUUGUGGGCUCCAGCAAAGAGGAUGGGCUCUGCAGUCAGCCUGGAGCUGCCUACCUCUAGCUUCAGGCUGUGGGCAGCAGGAGGAGUGAGUGAGUGCCCUUGGCAAGCUGCCUGCCCACCCUCUCCACAUCUGAGAAGUGCAAUCAUUUUGAGUCUUUCUGUGUUGUCUAGAGGGAGGGGUUUUUUGUUUGUUUCUUUUUCCUCUUAGCUUAGCCCUAUUUAUAGCUGCCCAGGAGGGCUGUGUUGGGAGUGGAGGAACAGCAGUCUGACUGUCAGCAGCCUUAAGAGCCAGAGCAUCUCAUCUGUCUCUGUCCUAGCUGAGGCCGCCCAGAACUUCAGAGCCCUCGGCUGUGCAAGCCCUCAGAGGCGCCCAAGGCACCGGAGACCAGCUCCGUAAAGUGAUGGGGCGGGAGGAAGAGGCUUCCUGCCUGAGCCAAUGCUGCCUUCCUUGUGUCUGUCUCUGUGGAUUCGUGGUCACAGAUGCAGAUGGACUGGUCAGGAAUCUCCUGCGAGUAGGGACAACCUGUCUUCCUGCUUCAUGCUCUCUCCUGACAUACCAUGGAAGAGCAUCAGGAUGGCCAGCGAAAGCUCCCAGGACGUCCAGAGGCUGGAGCAGCCUCAACUUGGAUAGUUAGCCAUGUAUGAAGCUGGUGAAGGAACAAGAAGCAGACAUGUGCCUGACACUGGCUGCCUGCCUCCUGGAGCUGACUCAAGCCUGUUUCGACUACUGUUUCAAAAGGAAGAAAGGCGUCUGUGCCCGGGCCCAGGCUCUACCCAUGCUCUACCCUUAACCCAGUUGCUGCCUGUAAAGUCUCCAAUUGUUCCUUCUCCUUCCCCUGAGGCUGGAGUCCUGGACAGCCACCGUGAGUCCUCAGGUCCAACUCUAGGUAACUGCCAAGAGUUUCAACUACCAAAAAGUCUGAUCCUCACACACACAGCAAACAAGGCCAGCUUCCGGGACACAUUAGCCAACAUGGUCAGGGUGGGGUGGGGGUCAGAGGCUAUUGUAAAGCUGUUAAAUGGCUUCAUACAAAGGGGUGACUGGGCAUUUAGAGGGAUGUCUGUGCUUCCCCAGAAGCGCUCCAGAACAGCCUGGAUCAACUCUGAUCGUCCUAAUAGGAGCAUGGAUAACUGCAGAUCCUCUCUCCCUGCCAUUCUGCCCAGCUCCUGGAAAGCCACACCGUGACAGUGCCUCCCAAUGUGUGCCUUUAGGGUGUAGCUUCUCUGCAUUCCCGUCACACAUCACACAUGCACAGACAUUUCCUCUAAUCAUUUACUCUAUGGCUGAUGGAGUGGCGCAUGAGAUCCACCAUACGGAGAGAGCAGCCACUAGACUUAGCUGGUUAAUGGAGAGAGCAGCCACUAGACUUAGCUGGUUAAUGGAGAGAGCAGCCACUAGACUUAGCUGAUGUCAAGGAGGAUGGAGGAGAUCAAGCGAGCACUUGAGCUGUCAACCGAGUUGGCAGUUAGGAAUCCAGGCAGAGCUACAGAGGAUCCUGGCCCUGAGGCACCAACCGAGUUGGCAGUUAGGAAUCCAGGCAGAGCUUACAGAGGAUCCUGGCCCUGAGGCACCAACUCUCGGGGCUCAGUGGACUGAAUGAGGAGUUAGGAACUCAGGGACUUUCUAGGACUGCACAGGUAGAACGAAAGAGGUUUCCAGGAGGAAGUGGGAGGCUGGGGAGACGGUGUGAACAGGAACCCUUCGUGACCUGACCCAGAAGCUUCUCUGUGAGCUCUGGUGCUUUUGGGGUCACAUAACUGUGGCACCUCAUCCAUCCUAGCACGAGACCUGCCCUGAACUGAGUCCCAGUGUGGGAAUCCACUUCCACAAGCGAGUGACCGUCAAGCAGGCACCUCGACGCCUCUUUAGCCCUCUGCCUCUAUUUGUGUCGUCAGGCCUGAGGUAACAGGAGAGGUCCGACCAGAGCCUGGACUUUAGCUGCCCACCCUAUGCCUACGGUGACCCUUUGAGGACUGCCAUCGGGCCUCCCUCUGCUCAUUUCCCCGGGAGGUGGAGAGGACAGGUUUAUUGCUUCAAGUUCAGUGGUACGGUCUGGGCUCUGGCUCCUAUGAGUCUUUGUGAAUCUGUGAAGGGUUCUCCAUGUGCAUGUCUGAGGUGACUCUUAAAUGGAUUAGGAAGUCGUAUCUCGGUGUGUAAGAGAAAGCUAUCGCACAUUUAAGGGUCUGUGUUUGCUCCUGAGCUUCAAGGCAGGAGAGCAGAGCAUGUUACCCCACCUGGUUCCUUUCUUAAGCAGACAUCACGAAGGAAACCUUGACAUUGGACCUGUCUCAAAGCUGGCACACUCUGUCUUUCUGCCAUUAUUUCGUUCGACUAGGAAUCCUUUGAGAGCUAGAAGGACUAGAAGCCCAGUUCUGCGAUCAGCUUCCUGAGACAAACAAGCUCAAAACUUUGUUCUAUGUAAGUUGGAACUUUCAGAGAAUAAUUAUCACGUGGAUGGCUUUUUUUUAAUGCAAAAGAAAAAGAUCUCAAAAUACUGUAUUUAUAUCUGCCUUCUACCGCCUCCCACACAGCGAGCAUCUCAGCCAACAACAGACAGCAGCAAUGUGGUACACAGAGUAUUUUGCACUUGGGGGAAAAAUAUGUAUCUGAACUUGUAAAAAGGAAUGUUUGGAUUUUGUAUUGUCUUUUUUAUAUUAUUAAAAUACUAAAUGAAA
Molecule: messenger RNA, 6935 nt
Organism: Rattus norvegicus (Norway rat)
Lineage: Eukaryota; Metazoa; Chordata; Mammalia; Rodentia; Muridae
Gene: Scube3
Product: signal peptide, CUB domain and EGF like domain containing 3
Biological process (GO): positive regulation of osteoblast differentiation; positive regulation of BMP signaling pathway; positive regulation of smoothened signaling pathway
Cellular component (GO): plasma membrane; extracellular region; cell surface
Molecular function (GO): BMP receptor binding; calcium ion binding; identical protein binding
Source: RefSeq, a predicted model, not a curated record